Molecule: messenger RNA, 711 nt
Organism: Fusarium keratoplasticum
Lineage: Eukaryota; Fungi; Ascomycota; Sordariomycetes; Hypocreales; Nectriaceae
Product: N-acetyltransferase domain-containing protein
Exons: 1
Coding region: 1-711 (236 amino acids)
Molecular function (GO): acyltransferase activity, transferring groups other than amino-acyl groups
Source: RefSeq, a predicted model, not a curated record
AUGUCAGCACCUGCAGUCAGCUCGACUGAGCCCCCUCCGUUGUCGCUCGAGGUUCUCACUGUUCCCAGCGAGAAGAAGGAUGCCCUCAAGCUCGUGGUAGACAGUGUCGCCCAGCAGCGACAGAUUGCCUCGCGGGCCAUCAUAUUUCACCCUCUGUCUCUGGCUGUCUUUGCAGCUGUUCUUGCUGUUGCGCACUACGCCGCCAAAGUUGGCAACGACUUUAGCUCCAUGCUGAUCACUUACCCAAGCAUCAUCCUCACAUACCUCGUGGCAACUCGUUACCUUUCCAGCGCAUACAUUCGCAUCGCUGAGGACACGGACUGGCUUGGGUGGCUGAAGAACGAGGACGGUGUUGAGGACACCAUCAUUGGUGCCCGCUACGGCAAAGACAUCAUCGCGGCCGUCAUUGUUCGCUUCGACACGACGUCCCGCAAGAAUGGCAACAGAAAAGCCCUCAUCCGGGGAUGGACCACCAAAAACAAGUACCGACGUCGAGGACUCGGUGGAGACAUGCUCCGCGAGACUGUCAAGGUCGCCAAGCAGACGCAGGGCCGAAGCUGUGUCGUCGAGUUUGCCGAUGAUCACGCCAAUAGCAACCUACCUCUUCACACCAUCUUCAAUGCGACGUUCCUCGCACGUCAAGCCCGGGCGAAACAGGCCUUGUCAGCUGCAGUCAAAGACUGGGAGGAGGGAAAGCAGGGCCCGCAGUGA